Candida tropicalis MYA-3404 is the source of this 1863-nucleotide messenger RNA. RefSeq lists its product as uncharacterized. The record is from RefSeq and is a predicted model, not a curated record. Gene Ontology annotation, cellular component: mitochondrion. The transcript has a single exon. Bases 1 to 1863 code for a protein of 620 amino acids. Lineage: Eukaryota; Fungi; Ascomycota; Pichiomycetes; Serinales; Debaryomycetaceae.
AUGUUAUCUAGAGUUGCUAGAAAUUCUUCAUUAUUGAAGCAAUUACCAAAAUUAAGACAAACAACUGUUUUGCCAGUUGUUUUAAAGAAUUCCAUUCGUUUUCAUGCAACUUCUUCAGAAAAUAAAGAAAUUUUCACUAAACUUACUGAUUCUAAAGAUCCUCAACGUAAUCAAUUCUUUCAAUAUACUUGGGGUUCAUGGUUGAAAAAUGACAAGUUAAACAAGAAAAAGAGAGAAACUGUGUUUUCAAUUGAAGGUUUAACUUUAUUUCUUGAUACCAUAAAGGGUUUUGAAACCACACUUUCUCAACCAAAACAUUUACAUGGUUCAUUUGUUUUAGGUCAAAAUAAGGAUUUAUUAGGGGAAGCUGAGGAUAAAAUUAUUCUCAGAUCAAUUGCUUCAAUUCAUGAAGGUAAACAUCACCGUAUUUAUAAGCUUACUUUGAACACAGGUAGGGAUUUGGUGUUGAGAAUUCCAUAUAAAUUAGAUUCUGAUGCUGCAAUUGCUGCUAAAAUCAAAAGUGAAGUUGCCACUUUAGAUUUUUUGAACUUGAAGUUGGGAUUGAAAGUUCCAAGAGUUUUAUCUUAUGGUUCAGAUGUCUACAAUGAAGUUGGUAGUCCAUAUAUAUUGGAAGAAUUUAUUCCUGGUGAUUUGUUGAUGAGAAAAUGGCACCCAUUAAGUCCAGAUUCUGAAGAAACCAACAAGGCUUUACACGAAGUUAUUGAUCCAAUUGCUGAGUUUCAAGAUAAAUUAUUAAGUGUUACUUUUAACAAAUUUGGAUCCUUGUAUUUCCAUGAUGAUGUUGAAGGAUCAUUACAAAAUGAUUUACCUUAUGAUGGAGAAACCAAUGAAGAUUUGAAAAACAGAUGGAGAAUUGGUCCUAGUGUCGAAAGACAAUUCAGUAAAAACAAAGAAAAAUUGCCACAAAAUCUUAUUGAUGAAUUAAAUGGUCCUUGGGAUGCAUCUAAUCCAAUUGCUCUUAUGGAAUCUGUUGCUGAUAUUGAAUUAGAAAAUGCCAAAAAUAAAUUGGCUUUAAUCAAUGCUGAUGCUGGAGCAAAUGAAAAUGAUAAAGACUUGAUCAAUAAGCAAAUCAAGACUUUUGAACAUUUGAAAAAAAUCACUCCUUUAUUGAUCAAUACCAAAUCAAAAUCUAUUAUGAAUGUUGAAGAAUUAUUUAAACCAAGAUUAUAUAUUCCAGAUUUAGACCCAUUGAACGUCAUUCAACAAGGUAAAGAUGUUAAUUACUUUAUUGAUUUUGAAGGUUCCACCAUUAAGCCAUUUAUUUUGACUGGUUAUCCUAAAUUUGUUGCUUAUGAAGGUGCAAAGAUCUACAAUUUGGAAGAAGAUAUUCCUGGUUACAAUGAAUUAGAUGAAUUGGAAAAGGAACAAUAUGCAUUCAUGUACUAUAAAACCAGAAACGAAAGAAUGUGGGAAUUUGAAUUGAAUAAACACAGACAUGACUUGAUUGCUGUUGCUUCCCCACAUAUUAAAGUUAUCAAAAGUCCAUAUUUGCAAGCAUUAGACUUGAAGACCGAUAAUGACCACUUGUAUGUUGAAGGAUCUAUCGUUCAAUUACAAGCCUUAUGGGAAGCUUAUGUUGCCAACGAAUUGGUUAACUCCAAAGAUUCCAAAUUCCCAAUUGAAUAUACUGCUGAAUACUUGGAUCAACACCAACAAGAUUUAAGUGAUCAUCAAUUGGAAACUGUUUCUAGUCCAUUCUCAGCAACUGGUGGUUGGAUUCCUCAAGAUAUGUUCAAUACAUUAAAAGAUCAAGGUAUCAUUGUUGAAACUGAAGAUGGUAAUUACAAGAUUGAAACUGAAAAAGUCUUAGAAAACCCACCAAAGCCAGAAGAAAAGAAUUAA